Molecule: messenger RNA, 440 nt
Organism: Macroventuria anomochaeta
Lineage: Eukaryota; Fungi; Ascomycota; Dothideomycetes; Pleosporales; Didymellaceae
Exons: 1
Coding region: 8-217 (69 amino acids)
Source: RefSeq, a predicted model, not a curated record
CUCCUGCAUGCAGAAAGCUAACGCCACUGCCAUCAUCGAGGUGCUGAAUAAGUACAAUGCGACUGCAAAUGAUGGAGAAUCGCUACCGUUUGCACCGUCGCCGGACAACGUCACGAGUUUCUCGAACUACACUGAUCGCCAGCUUCCUGGACGUUUUGCCGAAGUUUCAACCAUCUUAUCGCAAGUCGAUAACGAAGGCACUUCACUUGUUACGUAAAACCCAGCUGAACCAAACCAAACGGCUGUUGAUGUCUUCACACGAAGCAUUCCCACUUGCCCUGAUGCGCAAGGAGCGCUGUAAGUCGUCAUUAUCACCUCUCGUUUUAAGAUACUGACUCUUCUAUCAGUGCUCGGAGCAUCUUUAAUGUCCCCAUAUGGCGCGCUCGCUUUUCGGAGAAUGGCGAAAACCUGAACCCUUUGCCGUGGCUUCAUGCUUACCA